CAAAAAAUAUGACGGAAAAGACUUUUCAGAUAACAUUAUAUUUUUCAUGUCAAAUAUUUGGGGGUGUGGUUACUAAUGGUAUAAAAACGUAUAUUUUUUUUUAAUUCUUUAUCAAUAAUGGAAUUUCUUUUAAGAAAAUAUAGAUAUUUUGAAGAAAGGAUAUUACAUAGUUUGAAAGAUAAUGGCAUAAAACAUCGGAUGAAAGCUAAUACUGGAUUAUGGCUUGGAACAUUAAUAGGUCUAAGCGCAAUUUUAACUCUGUUAGAAGAAGAUACUAGUUAUUCUGAAAUCUGUCUCAUUGUGGGUCUUACAGGAAUUGGUCUUAUUAUUAGUUCUAUAUGUUUAUAUUUGAGAUUAUCAAGUGAAAAAAUAACAGUUAAAGAUUUCCAAGCUAUAUAUUUUUUACCAGCUAUAAUAACAUCAUUAUUAUAUCUCUUUGUUGCAAAUAAAGGACUAUUGAUGAGUGUCAUAUGGGGCUUAAGUGUUAGUAGUUUAGGAACUUGGGGUAUUCUUCAAUUGAUGUCUAUUUUUCCUUAUUGUUUCACAAUCGGAGAAGCAACAGCAGCUAUGCAUGGGUGUAUUUUAUUUCUUAUGUCUGUGGUAACAAAUUUGCCCUUAAGAUAUCAUUUGCCACCAAUUCAUGAUAAUGAUAUUGCAACAGUUUUUUUACAGGUUAUAAUGCUAUAUGUGAUAUCAAUAUGUUUAAUAUCUAAUUAUUUUCCAAUGUUUAAUUCGACUAAAAAUUUUUACAUAUUGACUAUUAGCCUUUUAAUAAUUGUUAUACCAUUAAUGUAUAUCUUAUUGGAUCAAAAUCCUUUGAUUUGGAUAUUUUACUUCUGUAGUAAAACAAAUAAGAUCAUCUUAAUUGGAUAUUGGAUUAUAUGUUUAUUAUUAGGUAUAACAGUUGUUACAUAUCAAGUAUUAAUAAAUCUUCAAGCAACAACUUCAACUAGAAAAAUGUUUCAUUUAUUAGCUGUACUUGUGUAUAUACCUGGUUUAAUAUAUGAACGUAUAUUAUUAUAUCUAGCUAGUGGUAUAAUAUUGGGAUUAUUUGUAUUUCUUGAGUUGAUAAGAUAUUUACAAAUACCACCUCUUGGGAAAAUAUUACAACAAGGAUUUUCUGUGUUUGCUGAUGAGAAAGAUAAUUUGAUUUCUUUAACACCUUUAUACUUAUUUUGUGGCUUAUCCUUUCCACUUUGGAUGCCUACCAAUAAUCUUUCAUUAUUAAUUUUACUCAGUGGUAUUUUAACAGUUGGUGUGGGUGAUACUGCUGCUAGUUUUAUUGGUAGUAAAUGGGGCUUUCACAAAUGGACCAAUUCAAAUAAAUCUUUUGAAGGAACAAUUGCUUGUUUUCUUAUUCAAAUUGGAUUAAUAUGUAUUCUAACAUUUAUGGGUUACAUAGAUAGUGAUUGGUUAUUUUUGCGAAGUUUAUUAUUAAGUAUUGUGCUGUCAUUCGUUGAAGCACAAACAAAUCAAGUUGAUAAUUUAGCAUUACCUUUGUUAAUGUAUGUAUGUUUAAUGGUUUAGAUAUUUUUUUAACAUAAAAUAGUAUAUAGCAAAUAGUUACUUUAAAAGUAACAUAAAUAUUGAUUGUUUAACAUAGAACGGACCAAAGGUAUAUGUAAUGUUUUCUUAUUUUACUAUUUUAUAUUUAUAUUUAAAAUAUAGGAAAAUAUUUUUUUGUCUUGUAUAUAACAUAUUUUUUUAAAUAAUGCAUUGAUUUAUGAGUUUUGCUAUAAAUAAUAUUUAAUAUUACUUAUUAAUCAAAAACUUUUUAAACUAUAUACUAUUUCAUUAUUAUAUAAUUCUAUGAUAUAAAAAUUGUAUGCAUUAUUUGAAAUUUUUUUUGUAAUUUAUAUUUUAAAUAAUACAAAGAUUUUACCAAUAUAUUAUUUUCUUAUAAAUUUUGUAAAAUAAUAUUUAUGAGAAAUAUUUAUAUUAUUUAUAUUAUUUUGUAUAUAAACAGGAAUGUUUAUUAAUUUGUUUGAACACAAACUCUUAUAUGAAUAAUUAAUUAUUUAAUAUUUGUGCAUUUAAUCAUCUAAUUUUUUAUUUUUAAUGUGCAAAAAGUAUGAAUGUAUUGCAAUGAUUUAUAUAACUUAUUAUUCCAUAAUUUAUUCAUUCCUGUUAAUGCAUUUUUAUAUUUCACUCAAAGAAAUUUGUAAACAAAAUUUAUAAAUAAAAUAUUUUUAUAACUGCAUAUAUAACUGUGUAAUAUUUUACUGUUUAAUAUUAAUUUAAUAUUAAUUUUAAAAAGACGAAUAAAAAUGAUUUAUUUUAAAGUUAAAUGAUAACUUAAUUUUAUUUAAUGAUAAUGAUAAAUUAAAAGUAUUAAUCUAUAAAUAUAUUCAUUUUUAUAUUGAAAUUUUUAUAUUUGUUACAUAAUUUUAGCAUGUAAAGUAUAUUUUUUCGUAAAAGAGGAUAAGUUUAAAAAAAGAUCAUGAAUUAUUUCGUUUCAUUAUUUUAUUGACCACACAGCCUUAAAAUCUGAUCGUACAUAGCAUGUCAUUAUAUGCCGCGUCUAUGCGCAUACAUGAUAUGCGGAAUGUUUGAAAAGCACCAAUUUCUUGUCAAGAUUUAUUUUUAAUUGUGAACUUUGUGUUAAAUAUAAUUUUGAUAUAUUGCGGUAUUUGCAAAGAAAAAUAUCAAUAUAUAUCUAUAUUAAAAUUUCCAGAUUUUUAUUUUAUUUUUUAUUGAAAUAUUAAUUAAUAUUUAUUAAUUGUUUAUUAUUAUAAAUAUUAAUUAAUAUUUCAAUAAUAUAAUAUUUUUAUUCAUUGUUUUGUUAUACUAUAAUUAUUCAUUUAUAAGAAAAUAUAAUGAUAUAUAAUGGAAUAAAUUUAUAAAUGUAUUUAAAUUAUUAUUAAAUUAAAAUAUAAUAAAGAUAUGUAUCUAUAAUUUUUUUUAUAAAUUUAAUUAUAUUUAUAUAAAUUAAUAUGCAUUGUUAUUUUUUCUAUUGAUAUUUUUCUUUAUAAAUUAUUUUUUAUUGUAAUUUUUUUUAGCUCAUUUAAAUAUGAAUGAUUAUAUCAUGUUAACUUAGAUUAUUUAUAUUUAUAUAUAUUUUCAUGUAUUGUAUACAAGUACCAUUAUUUUUUUUGUAAUUAUUAAAGAUAAUUAAAUAUUUUAUUUUAAGAAAUAUAAUUGAUUUGCAACUGUCAAUUAAUUUUCUUAUUGGAAAAAAUAUGAAAAUAAAAAUAAAAAAUCGAAACAAAAAAUAAACAUAAGAAACAAAAAAAUUAUAUUUUUUUUUUUUGAAAAGAUUAUUAUAAAACUAAAAUGACUUUAAUUGAUAUUAUUAUUUGUAUUGUAUAUUGAUUAUUUAUUGUACAUAUAAAUAUUUUAUUACAUAAAUUAUAAAUUAAAAGUGAUAUUUUAAAAUCUAAUUUCGCAAUGUGUAAGAUGUGAUACGGAAGUCAUAAAUAGUUUUAAAAUGGUUUUAAAAUAGCUUUCCGGAUUUUUAUUUAUUUAUUUAAUUUUUUUAUCAAGUUGAAAAUAUAUAUAUAUAUAUAUAUAUAUAUAUAUUUCUUUUAUUUUUUUCUCAUCUGAUAUUUAUAUAAAUAAAUUAUGUGAGAAAUAAAUAAAAAAUUAUAAUAAAAAUUAUGUAUAUAUAAAAAUAUGUAUUAUUAAAUAUAAUAAAAAUAAUUAUAAUUAUAAUAAUAAAUAUAAUAAUUUUAAUAAAAUUAUAAUAUAUCAUUAUUUUAAUAUUAAAAAAUUUUUUUUUGUCUAAUAGAUUUUCAUUAUUUUAUGUAUUUAAUUUUAUAAAAUAAUGAAAAAUAUAAAAUAUGUCACAUUUUAAAAUAAAAUAUUUCUUCAAUGUGUUAAUAUAACGAAUUAUUUUUAGUUCAUGAUUUUUUUUGGAGAAGAUUCUAAAAUGAAAUGUUUAUUUUUUAUGUUUUUAUACAAUAGUAGAUCUAAAAAAAAAAGAAAGUAAUGGUAGCCGAUUUUGUAUGUGAAAUAUUGUUAAUAAUUUAGAUUUAACAUUAAAUCUUUCAUUAGCUUCAGUUUCGUAAGAUUUACCAUUGUAUGAAAGUUCAUAAAAACUUAGCAUUAUGACUUCAGGAUCUUCUUAUAUAAGUGAGUGUGUAUUUUAAAUGCAUACAUUUAAAAUUUAUAUUCAGUUUUAAUAUAAUUGAAUUUUAUUACAAUUAAAAAUUUAUCAUUUUCAAAAUAUUGUAUUAACAAUUAUAUUUCGUAAAAUAAUAAUCAUAUACUAUAUGGCAAAUAUAUUUUGAAAUAUUACAGAAUAAAUAUAAUAUUAAAUAAAGAAAUAAAAAAAAAAAUAUAGAAAGCGAAUUUACUAAAUUUUUAAAACGAUUUUGUUUUGAAAAAGAAAAUAUAAAAAAUAAUUUUGUUCCAUUUAAAGAUAAUUUACAUAUUAUUUUUUAUUGGAAAACAGGAAAGGAUUCUAAACGAUUAAAGUGAAUCUCUUUUCUAUAUUCCACAAAUUAAUAUCAACUACAUUGUAAAUCUCAAUACAAAAAAUCGUUGUAAAGUCUAUAAGGGGAAAAUUUCGAUAAACGAAAGAAGAAAUACGAUAUAAAGGAACUGUGACAAGAACGGUGAUUUUCCAGCAUUCAGUAUCGACGUUCAUCAUGUUACAUCGUAUCUGUUGAUCUCGAGAAGCUUUUUUCUUUGUAUUUGUAUUUUCUGAUGAAUCCAAUAUUCUAACGAAUAUAUCAGAACAAUCAAAUAAUAAUACUUAAAUCCUUAUGAUUAUAUCGCAUUUUUUAUUUUAUUUUUUAUUCUUCAGAUAUUCCAUGAAUUCGUUCUAUGAUUCUAAUAUUCCAAUAUUCAUUCUAUAUGAAUAUUAAGGAUUUACUCGUUAGAAAUUGUCAUCAAUUUAUCAGAAAUCGCAUCAACUGUAUCCUUAUCAAAAAGUCGUCGAACAAUCGAUAACAAGCUUCAUGGAGAACGACAGAUAUUUAUGAGAUGUUUCUCUACGUGCUACUUAUUAUAUUCGUUUCUUAUAUAGUUGUAUUUUUAAUGGUAUAGCAAUUAAAUAAAUAUUCUGAAAUUCUUGAUCAUGUAAUGCCAUUUUUUUUUUUUUUUGGUUGUAUAACGUUAUGUGCAACAUUAUCGAUCUUUUGAAUUUCUCCUCUUUUCUUUUUCUACCAUACUUAAUUAUGAAAAUUUAUGUAUUUAAUGUAUCUUUUAUCUUCUGUUAAUAUAUUGCAAUGUACCUGUUGUUACUUUCGUUUUUUAUUGGUGCUGAUCUAUACGAUACUUCGUCGUUGCAUCUUCUAAGAAAAAAUUCCUUUUUCUUUUUGCCUCGAUAGUUCUUUCUCUCUGAUCUUUGCCUUUUCAUCUCUUGCAAAGGAAGGAUGAUGGAGCGGAAAGUUGCGAUAAAAAAAUAAGCAAUCGUUUUAUAUGUUAUUAGUUAUUGACUUUUUGACGUGCGCGUGUAUAUGAACAUCUUACUUGUCAGGUGCUUUUCUUCUGUGGACAGAAAAUACAAAUCGCAUUUUUAUUUGGUUUCAUCAUUUUCUCUAUAAUUCUAAACGUUGCUUCUUAUUUGUUUGUGUUAAUUCUAUUUCAUUUAAUAAAUUCAAAUUUUCACAAAAAUUAAUUAACAUUUACUAUGUUUAUCAUGCAGUUUUAAUUAUUUUAUUUUAUCCUAAUUUUCACAGUUACAUAAUUUUAUUCUCUGUGUAUUCUUUUCCUUUUUAUCAUAUUGAUAAGAUAUUAUUUUUAUUGAUAUUUCAUGUUUCACAUGAUAUUUUUAAUACAAUUUUUAAUAUAAUUUUAUUUUUUUGAUAUUUAACUUUACAAAAAACAAAACAAAUAUAUAUGGAAUUUAAGGUUUUAAUUGAAUUUUUUUUUGGAAUUUGAAUUAAGUAAAAAAAUUUAUUGAUAUAAUUUUUAAUUUAUAUAUAUUUUAAAAUAUGAAAUGUUCAAUGAAAUUUGUUGAAAUUUUUGUAACUUUGCAUUGAAAAACGUUGCUCUAUUUUGCAUCGAAUAUUAUAUUAAAAAUAUUUACUUAAUCGAGUUACAUAUGAUUACUUUCUAGGAACAUUUUUGUUAUUUUUUUUUCAUUGAAAUUUUUAUUAUGUUAUAUACGUAGAAACAUAUCAUCAGAAAAAAAGCCCUGAACGUAGUAAAUAUUUCGAAAUUAAUAGUAAUUGGAAAUGCUGAAGAAUUCUAAAAUUUUAAUUGUGAAGCGCUGAUAUUUCCAUAUAUAAUCCAUGUGUGUUAAAAAUUAUCGUAAAUUUAAAUUAACUUUAUUUUUUUUUUUUGAUAAAUUCAAACGUAUAAUAAUUUAAUCGAUAUUCAUUAUUCAUCGCAGUGUUUUAUAUACGAACGGGAUUUCUGUAAACAGAAAUUUUUUUUCAUAUAAUUAAUUAAAUUUAUAAUUAAUUAAAUAAUAAUUAAAUUUAUAAUUGAUACCUCGUACGCAUAUAUUAAUUUAUUUUUCAGUGAAAUUGAUUUAAAAACUAUUAAUUUAUAAUUAGAAUUCUUCCUAAUUAUAAAUAUUCUUUAUACAUAUAUUUAAAUUCGUCAAAUAAGUAAGAAAUAUAAUAUUAAUCGAAUAAAAAUAAUUUUCUAUCUAUAACAAUAGGUACAUCAAUACAUUGUCAAAUAACAAAGUUUUUUUAAAAUAAUAUAUGUAAUUUGAUUGCGUAAAGCAGUGUUAAUAAUACUUUCACUCGUUGAAAGCUUUUGCUAUUUUUAUGAUUAUUUAAUAAUAAUAAUUAACUACCAUUAAAAAUUUUUCAACAAGAUUACUACUUGACAUUGGUUUCUUGUUAUAUUCUGUGCAAAUGGAAUUUUUUUCAUAAACUAUAAUUGUACAUUCUAAUUUUUUCAUUAAUUAGCAAUUAAAACCACGAUGAGUUUUUAAUGCAUAAUAAGAAAUAAAAAUUUCGAUCAUUCUUUUUUCUAUUUAAACGUAAGUUACAUAUUUACAAUCGCAAAGCAUGGCGACUUCAUUGGCACUUUAAAACAACGUCACAAUUCCUCGACCCCGUUCCACAAAUAACGUGAAGAAGAAAAUACUUCACUUUUGUCACGAAUAUAAAAUCAACUAUUUAUUUGCAAGAAAUAAAAAAUUGGAUAUAACAGCGUAAAAUAUACGAAUAAUUCCAUGUAUCAUAAACUUUUUACAUAGCAACAUAUAGCAAUAUAUAUAAUUUUCUCUGCUAUGUAAAGUACAUAUAUAUUAUGUACUUGAUACACCGCUUUCUGUCGAAGCAAGUAAUAUGAGAAUUUUAUUGAGUGUUUUUUAAAAAUUUUAUUUUAAGGAGAGACGCAUUUAUCGAAAAUUUUUGACAUUUUAACGGAAAAGUUGGCGCUGAUUUUUGCGUUUAGCAAUUCCUAGUAAUGAAAUUAUCAUUCGGUCAGUUGACAUGGAGCUAGGGAAUUUUGGAACAGGAACGAAUAAUCGUAAUAUUGUUUUUAAGUUUAAUUGAUGCUUCAUCUCCACGUCUCGUGGUGCUUGCAUACUUUCUGUACAAGAAUCGCUCCACAAAAUAUACUUUAUUCAUUUAUUAUAUAAUAAAUCAUUUAUCAUUCGAAAUUAUAUUAACUAAAAUUUUAAAUUUUAUUUUUUAUAAAGAUCGAAAAAUAAUAAUCAAAUAGUUGAAAUACUUGAAUUUUUUUUUCUGUUAAGAGCAAAAUCUGACAGAAAAUUAUAUUGUAAGAUUGUUCCCGUUUAUUAUAAUAUAAUUAUAAUAUGUUCGAUGAAUAUUUUGGAGGGAUUCUUGUAUCUUGACGACAAGCGAAAUAAACAUAGUUGCGAGUGUGUCAUGUGACUUUCGAUAUUCUCUGUUACAUUAAUUCAUAUUCAUUUUUCCAAAAACGACGAUUUACAUGAUCUUUAUGAUCACAGGGUCAUGUAAAAUCUUUCUUCUUAUUGAAAAAAAAUUCACCAAGUUCCAUGAGUUUCAACUUAAUGAAUGCUAUUUUUUUAAAAAUAUAUUAGGUUAUUUUCUUUACGUAACAAUAGUAAUAUUUUAAUGUAUGUUUCAUCUGCAAUUUGAGAAUUGAGAAUCACUGAUUUAAAAAUUUCUUUUUAACGUAAUUUUUUUUAAAAUGCAACCAGUUUUCGAUAGCACGACCCUGUGCAGCGAUGUUCAUCAAUCAGAGCAAACGUUCGAUUGCUUCAUAUUUAACUGCUUCAUUUUCCUCCUCCCUUUGCCAUCUGGUUGGAAAUCUUAACAACUACAUUUAUCGUAAAGCAUUUUGUAUGCGUUUCUCCCGCGAUCGUUUGCUACUGCGAUAUAUGAAGAUGCAAUCGACGGUCGAUAAUCGAUUAAAAUUCGAUUCUUCGUUCGAUUAAUCGAUAUCGAUAAUUGAAACGAUAUCGAUCAUUUGAAUGUACGAACGAGCGAUAUUGAUUCUUAUCGCAAUUUUAAUUGAGUGAACAUUAUUAUACUUUCUUCGAGACCUAGAAACAUAGAAGAAUCAAUUUUCGAUUGUAAGUCGUCAAUUAUUAUUAAUCUAUAAUUUCAUUGAUAUCAUUGUUGUAAUCUUGAUAUUAUUUAUUUUGAACAGAAUAUUGACAAAUGUCUGUAUAUAAUAUACUGUUAUUAAUCACAGAAAAGAAACAAUUUUAUUAAAUGAAUCAUUUUUUAUUAUAAAUGAAAAUAUAUAUUUAUAGAAAUAACUCGAAUCAAGAAAAAUAUCAGUUGAUAAUAUCGAUUUCUUCGGUAUCUAAAUCGAGUGAAGCAAGUGCAGUUUCGUUAUCGAAUCGACGCCUGGUUGUACUCGAAAAUUAUCGUGCGAUCAGAAAUUAUUCUUCGUAUUCGCUUCAUGCCGACACGUAACGAUUAGACGUUUCACGUGGUGCAUCCGCAGUUGCAUCGAUCGCGGGUGGACGUGCCGCCACUCGCUUCAAGCCUAAUAUACAUCGAGUAUUAGGUUUACAAAACAGAUACCCUACUUCAUCGUAGGGUUUCAAGGGGUUGGAUUGGUGGUUUUACAAUAGAGAAGGACGUGGGGCUUUUUGGAUAGUUGGAGAUGGGAUUCCAGGAAAAUUGAUAGAGCCGGGAGAGAUUUAUUUACUCCCUUAAUUUGUGCCAAUCAGCGAUCUGCCUUUGCGGCGAGCUACAAACUUCUCUCCAAUGAUUCAAAGCGGAUCCUUGACAUUCUGGCCCACCGAACUCAAGUCGUCCAAUAACCUAAAAAUUGUGAAAAUAACGUUCUGAAAAAUUGAUUGAAUCGAGGAUAUUUCGAGGAGGACAAAAGUCAUAGCGGAAUAAAAGCAAAGUUACAGGAACGUACCUCGUUUCUUGUAACACGAUCCCAAUCGAUCAACAUAAACUCGAGGCUGACAUUGUUAAGACCAUCAGCACCAUUCGGAAUAUCGAAUACGAAAGACUCGUUGAAUACCGGACUAAGGGUACGUUUCUUCACGCGCGUCUUCCUCUUUGCGAUGCGCUGAGAGUUGUACAGAAGAUAGAUCUUGACAUAUGGAUCCGCUAACCCAGUCACGUCCAUCUUGGGCAAAUUUUGCGCCUUCAGCACAACUACCGUCAAUCGGCUGUUGAUUGGUUGCCAACAAAGGGAGACGAGCAGCUCUCCCCUGCCUUGUGAUUGAAUCUGAAAUUACAGACUUCUAGGACAUAUUUUUCGGCACAACGAUAUCGCUUGAUUAUCGGCCUCCUCCAAGCCGGGCACCGACGAAAGUGCACAUGUCAAUUCACCGAUAAUAUCAUCUCGAGAAUAUCUAUCGAAGCUAAGCACUAUAAAGUGUAGACUGAUUUUCUGCGAACGGAGAGAAAAAUACACGAGGAAUGUAACGAAAUUCCAAAACUCAAGAUAUUCUUGUCGAAAAGUUACUCGAACAGUAAUUAGAUAUCGAGAGAGGAGAAAAAAGAGUUACCUGAAGCUGAUCCUUCGAUAUCCCGAAGAAUGUGAAAUCCUCGUCGUAGACAGGAUCUCUGGUGUUUCUGAGCACUCUGGUUUUCGCCUGAUGCUGCUUAUCAGGCAACAGUUUCAAUUUCACGUAAGGAUCGCUGGUGGCGUUUUGUUCCCUCGCAGGUAACCCCUUGCAGUUCACCACCGUCACCCCGAGCGCAUUUUGUUCGCUCACGUAUCGCAGUUUGAACAUCAGCUGGCCGAGGUUGUCUUUGUUAUUCUCUGCCGCGUGGUUUUUCUCGCGUUCCGUUUUCUCGUUGUUCUCGAUUUCAGCCUUGUCCCGUUGUUCAUUCUCGAUACUCAAUGUGACCUCGCCGGAAGGUGUCUGGGCGGGUGUACCUGUGAUUCGACAGAAUCUUUUAUGCUGGAAACUUUCUCUCCCUCAAUUUUCACUUAGCUUUUUAUUCUUACGCAAAAGAAUUCAAUCAACGUUCUUGUCUCAUUGUACCAUUUCUAUGCGUAUUCAAAUUGGAUGAAAGAUCACCUGUACCCUGUGGUGUUCUAGGCUGCGAACCAGGAUUCGACGACUGGGAGCCGGUCGGGCUGGGUGUUUGUCCACCGGAGCCCGGGGGACUUUUCGCGGGCCCCGUCGGGCUUGGACUCUUCUUCAGGUAGUGGCUGGUGCUUCCAGGACUUUUAACCGCCGUCGGUUUCCUGUGGGGUGGCCUGAACGCCAGGGACUUGUCGGAAUUCAGUUUGGUGUGCUCGCGACGUCGUCGGCAAAGCCACCAGGUCAUCGCGACGGCGCAAAGUAGGAAAACGGCGCCUAUACAUAGUGCGACUAUGGUCGUCGUCGACACUGGAAUUACGCGUUACUUUCAUUAAAUUCUUUUGCUCCCUGUUGAAAAUUUAGUUUAUUAUCGUUCAAGGAUUCACGCUUUCUGGAAAAUUUUUAGGGUUAAAAUUUGUCAAUAGAGGAUUAACUUCUUAGAAAAUUAAACGAUUCGACAGAUUUAUUUGGCUUCUCAUAUGCGACUCAUGUGUAUUUUGCAUGGAACAAGAAGAGUUAACUUGAAAGAGAUAUAAUUGAAUAUUGUAUAUAUAUUUCAAAAUUUUAAUAUUUGAUAUUGUAUCGUAAUAUAAUAUAUCGAUGGUAUUCGUGUUUAUAUAUGUAAGAUGUUUUAAGAGAGAAUUCUUUCUCUUUUUCAAUUUAUUACUUUCUUCAAACGGUUAAUUAAUUAACUUUAAGCAGUGAAAGGUUUAGAGACAAGUAUAUAUUGAUUGAAAGAAUUUUGAACUUUAUAAGAGAGUUGGUCGCUCGGUGCUGACUAAUGCCAAGUUCCGGCAAUGAUGAAUCAUCUCGGCAAUGUGCGCGUUUUACCUUACCACAAACCUCAUAAACGUUAUCAAGUACUUAUAAAACAAUAAAAGUCUAAUAAUUGUUCAGAAUACAAUUUAUGUUUUCAUCUAUCUCGAUAAUCGUUUCUUCGAAAUGAAACAUAUUGGAAAACAUUCAAGCACGUAUCCAUGAUGCUAUAAAUUUAUAUUCUAUCUCAAAUAAACUGUGAUCGAGUUUUGCUUUAACGAAUUAUCCAAAUUGUCGAUCGUGGAACACGUCAGAGAAGCGCCAACACUCGAAUUAUUCAUAUAAUAUCAUUCAUACGUUAAAUAUAAGUGAAAUACAAGAAUAAGAAACCGAUUAAAUCUAUCUUUAAAUUCUAGUUUCAGAAAUUUUAAUUCAGAAUAUAACAUUGAAUUAUUUGAAAGUCAAACUAAUUGAUUCCACUUUCUACAAAUUUCUUUAAUAAUACCAAAGCACAAUUACAUUAACUUCACUUUUUCUAAUUUUUAGCAGAAUCUAGCUCAAAAACUGAUCAAUACUAAUUUUUAAACUCAAUUAACAAAGUAUAUUCCGAUUAUCAAAAUACGAAAUCAAAUGAUUAUACAAAUAUUCAAUUAUUUUCCAUAAAGCGACAUUAUUCGAUGGAGUUGAUCCACUUGGCUUCUGCGUGCAUCACAUGGUCUGGCGUCUCGUUAUAAAGCCAACCAUCCUCCACUAUAUACAUACAUCAACUCGCUUUCUAAAUCAUUCAUCGAGUCCAACGAGUCGAGUCAAAAGAGAGAGAAAAAAAAGAAUGAUGGAAACGAAUGGAGGAACGAUCCCAAUGAUGGAAACACCCGGUCACGAAAUAACACAGGUAUCACGAUGUAACAGCUGUGAUCCGCAACCAUGAUCCAAUAUUCCUUCCAACGAUAGUUUCAUCGAGGACCAGCCGAACGACACCCCCGAUUACGCGGACAAUGGAUGGAAAUGAACGCGCGGUGGUGCAAUGAAAGCUAGAAUCGUGGACGAUUGGAUCGAUGUGAAAUGGAUCAUCACGAGAUUACGGCGAAAGGAGGAAUUUUCACGGUGGGCUGAUCCGGGACUCACCGAAAUCGACGGGUCGAAUCACGGGUCCGUCUUCCGUCACUCCUCCGACCAUGUUCGGCCACGUUUAUCCCCCGUCUAUUUGGAUACGCUUUUAUAUCCGCGUAAGUCACUCGGCCACGACGCACUGAACGAAUAUUUACGGUGUGCGGACCGUUCGUGGUAUCCUGAGGCGACCAUCGGACGAAAUGUUUCGAUCAAUAAUAACGGCCGGAGCUUGCGCGGAAUACCGGGGCCGCUGGGUACGGAAAAGACGACAACCACGACACCAAGACGGCGACGCCGGGGAUAAUGCCGUUUCGGUGGUUGCUAGACGAAGGAGAAGGUCCCUUCCUGCGGAUAACGCCAAGGUUUUCGCGCAGGUGACGAUGCACUUGGACGAGGCGGUGAAACCGGUGAAUCGAUGGAAUAUCGAUCGGUUGAGUUUAGGCUGGCUUUUUAGAAACCUUUUUUGAGGAGAGACCAUUGUUUAUGAUUAGUUUUUCUAUGCGUCGCGGAGGUGAGAGAGGGUGGAUUUGAGAAAGUGGAGGUAUUUUGGGGAAGGAUUAAAGGAUUUUUUAAAUUCUGACUAUUCUAUGCUAUAAUCCUGGGAUUUUCGAGUCUGGGAGAGUUUAAAGUGACACGGUGAGCGGGAUACGGUUGGAAAAGGGACAUGUUAUAUGUACUAUAAUAAGAUGAGUAAGGGCGAAGAGAAAGGUGAGACUAAAAAUUGCAACUUUAAUCCACUUCGCUCGAGUUCUGUUUUGAAUUAUCGAUCUACAUUACAUCUAGCACGCAGAAGAUAAUUCUCCUAUGACUCAUCUAUUACCUCGAACCUUCUAAUUAAAUGAAUAAAUCAAUUUGCAUGAUGACACAAAUAAGUUUUCUUAUUAUUUAUUAUUUUUAUAUAUUUAUAACAUAUAAAAAUCAUUAAUUAUUGUAUUAUAUAAUAUAUAUAUAUUUUUAUACUUAUUAUUAUAUUGAAAAAUAUAUUUAUUGUUUUCAUUAAA
Apis cerana (Asiatic honeybee) is the source of this 13209-nucleotide messenger RNA. RefSeq names its product Dolichol kinase (gene Dolk). Gene Ontology annotation, biological process: dolichyl monophosphate biosynthetic process. NCBI's taxonomy places the organism in Eukaryota, Metazoa, Arthropoda, Insecta, Hymenoptera, Apidae. The record is from RefSeq and is a predicted model, not a curated record. Gene Ontology annotation, cellular component: endoplasmic reticulum membrane. Gene Ontology annotation, molecular function: dolichol kinase activity.